Molecule: messenger RNA, 3643 nt
Organism: Oncorhynchus tshawytscha (Chinook salmon)
Lineage: Eukaryota; Metazoa; Chordata; Actinopteri; Salmoniformes; Salmonidae
Product: slit homolog 1 protein
Biological process (GO): negative chemotaxis; axon guidance
Molecular function (GO): calcium ion binding; heparin binding; Roundabout binding
Source: RefSeq, a predicted model, not a curated record
UGUCUCUGUGUGUUCUUCUCUUGACUGUGUUCUUGUGUUCCAGCAUCCUGAGUUACAACUCUCUACGCUGCAUCCCUCCUCUGGCCCUGGCUGGACUACGCUCUCUCAGACUACUAUCUCUUCAUGGUAACGACAUCUCUGAACUAAUGGAGGGGAUCUUCAGUGAUGUGGCCUCCCUGUCUCACCUGGCAAUCGGUGCCAACCCCCUGUACUGUGACUGUCAUCUGCGCUGGCUGUCUGACUGGGUGAAGAGUGGGUACAAGGAGCCUGGCAUCGCCCGCUGUGCCGGACCAAUGGGCAUGGAGGGAAAACUGCUGCUCACCACACCUGAGACCAAGUUUGAAUGUCUGGGUCCAGUGGAGAUGUCUGUCCAGGCUAAGUGUAGUCCGUGUGUGUCUGGGCCCUGUCAGAACCACGGUGUGUGUCAGUCUGACCCUGUAGAACUCUACACAUGUGUGUGUGCACCUGGCUUCACGGGUAAAUACUGUGAGACUCCAGUGGAUGUGUGUGCCAGUAACCCAUGCACAAAUGGAGGAACCUGCAUCAGUGACGAACAGACAAGGAGAUUCAGUUGUUCAUGCCUGGUGGGUUUCCAUGGAUCGUUCUGUGAGGUGGAUGUAGAUGACUGUGAGGACCACGGAUGUGAGAAUGGUGCAACCUGUGUGGAUGGAGUAGGCAACUACACCUGUUUCUGUCCUCCCUUCUACAUUGGGUUGUUGUGUGAGGAAGAGGAGGAUGUGUGCUCUCCUGGUAGAAACCCCUGUCAGCAACACUCUACCUGCAGCAGCACCACUACAGGCCCCAGAUGUGCGUGUUCCCCAGGCUUCGUGGGGGGUGACUGCAGUGUGAACUAUGAUGAGUGUGAGGAUCAGGACUGUCAGAAUGGAGCGGUGUGUGUGGACCAGGUGGAUGGAUACACCUGCACCUGCCCUCAGGGGUACAGUGGUGAGUUGUGUGAGGUGCCCCCUCCUCCUCCAUCUCCCUGUGAGCGGGCUCGCUGUCAGAACAGCGCCCCCUGUGCGGACAGAGGCGGUACUGCGCUGUGCCAGUGUCUGCCGGGGUUCGAGGGUGUGCGGUGUGAGAAGCUGGUCAGUGUGAACUUCGUGAAUAGAGAUUCUUACCUACAGCUGUCUGACCUGAAGAACUGGCCUCAGGCCAACAUCACACUGCAGGUGUCGACAGCGGAGGAUAACGGUAUCCUGCUGUAUAAUGGAGACAACAAGCCAAUGGCUGUGGAGCUCCAUGAGGGACAUGUUCGAGUCAGCUACGACCCUGGUAGUCAGCCUGGACACACUAUCUACAGUGCUGAGACGGUGAACGAUGGGCGUUUCCAUACAGUAGAGCUGGUGACCUUUGACAGGAUGGUGAACCUGUCUGUGGGACGGGGUGCGCCCACCACUCUGGACAGUCUGGGAGGGGUCCCACCUCUGUCUGGAGAGGCACCGCUAUACGUGGGGGUAAGACACACACGACCUCAGCUGAGAGCUAGGUAUGCCAGAGAAGAUGUCCUACUCCUCUCUGAGUCUCUUCCAGCCCUCAACUCCUCCAGUUUCCAUGGCUGCAUCAGGAAUCUGUACAUCAACCACGAGCUGCAGGACUUCACCCAGACCACUAUGAAGCCGGGGUGGUGCCAGGAUGCCAGCCCUGCAGGAAACUGUUCUGCCUCCAUGGAGUGUGCCAACCGGAUGGUGCCCAGGGACCCCUCUGCCACUGCCAGCCUGACUGGGGUGGGCUACACUGCGAUCAGCCAGUCGGAGGAGGCCUUGUUGGGGGAGAUGUUGCCCCGGCAACCGCGGCUAACCCAUGCCAGGGGAAUAAGUAAGGGUGUGUGUGUGGUUCAGGAUGUUCAGUCGUACAGGUGUGAGUGUGAGGAGGGCUGGCACGCCACCCUGUGUAAUCAACAGGGGGAGCUAACAGCACCAGCAGUACCAGCAGUACCAGCAGUGCCAGAAGGACCAGCCAAGCCGUGUUCAGUGCUGCUCUGCCAACAUGGCCACUGUCAGCUGACUGAGGGAGGAGCGACCUACUGUCUCUGUGACUCGGGAUACACCGGGGACACAUGCGACACAGUUGAAUCAGCGUGUCGCGGCGAGGCGGUGCGUGACUUCCACCGGGUGCCACGUGGCCACGCCAACUGCCAGACGACGCGGCCCUUCUCCUGGGUGGAGUGUCGGGGGCUGCCAGGGGCGGGGGCGUGCUGCGCCCCACUGAGGGUACGGCGCCGGCGCUACACCUUCGAGUGCGACGACGGAGGUUCCUUCACACAGGACGUGGAGAAAGCAGUGGAGUGCGGCUGCAAGGAGUGUGUGUAGAGUCGUUGAGGUACUACACACACGUGGGCAUCGCAGUCAGCUGAAGAGGAGUUACUGAACACACUGUGGGAAAGUAUAUAUAUAUAUAAAACAUGGACAUUGUCUGUGUGUUGUGGACAACAGUGUUUGUAAUAUAGGACAGUUCUUCCCUGGCAAGGACGGCCAACCAACACCAAACCAACCAACCUCACCUUCAUCUUCAUCUACCUAAAGAAAGUCAACUGUGGUCUCACAUUAGUAAUGUUAUAUUGAAAGGUCAUUCUUUGGAUUUCUACUGUGUUGUACACCACUUUAUCCAUGUGCUGAAAUCAUUGUAAAAUGGAGGAACCUGUGUGAUGCUUGGCAGCCAUGUUGGCAACAGGAAAACGUUGAGACACUUCUCUAGUUUCUUCCUGUUAAAUGAGAAACUGCUGCUCUUUUUUGCUAGUUUACCAUUUAAUCUGUGUAUCUUUUCACUGGGCUGCAAUGCCAGUUUGCCCUCUAGUGGCCAGUUUUAUGAUGAGGAUGUUUGAAGGUUCAGAUGGGGGAAGGGGGUGCAUUUGAGAGAGCAGCUGAGGCCCUUAGGCCUACUUUAAAGAAGUGGGGGCCUUUUGGCCUACUUUAAAGAGGUGGGGGCCCUUUGGCCUACUUUAAAGAGCCUUUUGGAGGCUAUGUGCCAGUUUGAUUUUAGCCAGAAUCUUCUUUAACAUUCGUCAUGGUAAUUGGUUAUAAUUGUAUCAUUGAGUAAAACCCGCCUCCUAUCUCUCUCUGGUCCAAUCAGUCUCCUUCUACCACGUCAGCAGUAUUAUGAAAUUCAACACAAAUGUAGCUUUGAUAAUAUUUUAUUUAUAUUGUUGUAAAACUAAAAACAGAAAGGUACAUAACAUUUGUUUAACAUUUACAUGUUUUGCUUAAUUGUUUUUCUUACAUAGUGUCAUGUAGCCUAAUGUAGCCCUUUGAUUAUGAUACAAAACAGAAAAUACUUAACAGAUUGUAAUAUAUAUCAUUGCAUUGCAUUUGGACACAGUAUUUUUAUAUGUUGAAAUGGAAAAAGGGGUGUUUGAAUCCUGGCAUGGGAGAGACUACACAGGCGUUGUAUUGGGUCUGUAGACUGAAGCAACAUCUUGCUGUUCUUCUCUCCUGCCUGAUCUAAAGCUGCCAAAACCAGUCAGCCAACCUAUUGCCAGUCUAAUACACAGUGUCGUCACGGCGACGUUAAAUGACUGUGAUGUCAUUGUUCUUAUUACAUGUUGUCUACCUACUUGGUGAAUAUAAUAUCAUCAGUGAUUUGCUUCAGAUUAUGUGUAGUGAUGUUUUAUUUAUUUCAAUAAAAGACAGGAUUUUCUCUCUUC